UGGUGUUUAUUUUGGAUUGCGUUUACCGCAAGUGGUUUCUCAAAAGUUUCUUGUACAAAAGCUGAAUUUUUCAGUUUUGAGAAAUCCCUAUACCCUUUCCAAUUGGCCAGCAGUCUGCGGUUGCGAUGAGCGAACCGCUCUCGGGUCCCUGGUUGCGUUUCGUUUACAACGGGCUGCUGCUGAGUACGGCGGUAUUUUCCGGCCGUAAAAUGCAGCCGGAGGAGCACCCCUUUGCACUUGUCGCUUGUGUGGUGGUUGGAUUCUCUGCGGUUUUCGGACUGUUGAGGGUGAUCUUUGCUAGCGGGCAGCCGGAGGAGUGCCGGAAGUUGAGGGAUAUUACGCACGGUGUCCUGGAACUGGUACCCUUGCCCCUGGUCAAUAUGGAUCUUUACAUGCAGACCACCGGACUAAGUCCUAUUGCCUUGGGUCAUGCCGUCUUCGUACUUCCUUUGGUUUGCGAUUUGGGCUGCUCCUUAGCGAAAGAUCGGCGGGAUUGUGCGUUCAGCGACAGCUUGCGGAAUCUUACGGUUCUGGGCAAUAUUGUAUCCCUCGGUUUCCUGGCAUAUAUGGAGCGGAACUUCCUCUAUCUAAGAAUGAUGCUGGUCAUGAUUGUUGUCAAGUAUGGAGUGGUUUUGGUGGACAGUAUCAAGGAGGAUGCCGGAGAAGAUUUGCAGGUGUGCGGCACAGCUCUGUUUUUACACCUGCUCGGGAAGACGGUGGAGUCCUCCAACUCCUGAUCUUAUCCUUGGUUUAACCCCUAACCGCUCUGUUCGCUUCAAGGGUUUCCUUGUCCCGUUUAAUUUUCCAUGAAUCGACUUUUGACCCGUAUUAAAUUUCAUUUCAGCCACUUUUCAAUUGCUGUGUUCAUGUUUGCUCAUGUUUUUGUAAUUGCUCAAGCACCUUGUGCUUUCUACACUGAGAAUGUAACCCUUUCUUAUGCAUAAUUAGGAGGAAGUUUUGCAUUUAGAUCAUAUUCUAGAUAUAUUCCAGUGUAAACUUGAGUUGUAUCCAAUUAUAAAGCCCAAAAUGUUAAAAUUACAUAUCAAAAUAUCAAAUAGUA
Messenger RNA from Drosophila eugracilis, 1060 nucleotides. RefSeq lists its product as uncharacterized. NCBI's taxonomy places the organism in Eukaryota, Metazoa, Arthropoda, Insecta, Diptera, Drosophilidae. The record is from RefSeq and is a predicted model, not a curated record. Bases 126 to 737 code for a protein of 203 amino acids. The transcript has 2 exons.